This is a messenger RNA of Peronospora matthiolae, 549 nucleotides long. The record is from the annotation of a GenBank genome assembly. Lineage: Eukaryota; Oomycota; Peronosporomycetes; Peronosporales; Peronosporaceae.
AUGGUUGGCCUAGAGCCUAGUGAUCAAGGAUGUGAUUCCUUUGAUGUGUGUAUGGUGGCACGUGAAACUACACCGAGUGCGGUCGGCCGUGAGAGCACCGCACUGAACGUCGGUAAUGGCGUUGUUGGCGAUUCGCCAUACAGUGUGGGCGGCCGUGAGGGCACCACACCUAUUGUCAGUAAUGAUAUUGUUGUCGAUACUCCGUAUAGUGUGGACGGCCGUGAGGGCACCACGCUUAACGCCGGUAAUGGCGUUGUUGGCGAUACGCCGUAUAGUGUGGACGGCCUUGAGGGCCCCACACCUAAUGUCGGUAAUGACCUUAUUGGCGAGACGCCGUUAAAUUUGGGGCUAGGCCCGCAUAAUACACGUGGAGUGGCACGUUUCAAUCCACUGAGUGAAGUGUUCGAGUUAUGUAACACUUCACCGGAUGUCGGUCAGGACAAAAGCAUUCGUGUAGAGCGCACUAUGGUUAGUAGUAACCAUGGGGACAAUAUUGUCCCGACCCCUAAGGGUUGUAAGGUCUCGAAGAGAAAUCGUGACGCCGGGUAG